GCCGAGCCUGGGACUAGCCAGGACCGCGGCGGCGGGAUUGGGAUCGCGCAGCGGUUGGCGGUGGGCGGCUGAGCCAGGCGGGCUACGGCCGGAGCAGGACAGAAUCCACUGCACUUUGGCCCAUCCAUCCUGUGAGGAGGCCCAAGGCUCCAGCUCAUCCAGCCAGUGGUUGCCGCGCAUCUGUUGUGCCAGGCCUCGCGUGACCGAGUGCCGUCAUGCACCUCCAGCUGCGUGGUCAGGCCCCGUAGCGCGGGUGUGUGCACCCAUGCGUGACCUGGGCCCUCGGUGACCACGGCGACCCCAGCCACCACCAUGAUGAAGUUGUUAGUGGCCAAGAUCCUUUGCAUGGUGGGCGUGUUCUUCUUCAUGCUGCUGGGCUCCCUGCUCCCCGUGAAGGUCAUCGAGACGGACUUUGAGAAGGCCCAUCGCUCCAAAAAGAUUCUUUCCCUCUGCAACACCUUUGGAGGCGGAGUCUUUCUGGCCACGUGCUUCAAUGCGCUGCUGCCUGCUGUGCGGGAAAAGCUGCAGAGGGUGCUGAGUCUCGGGCACAUCAGCACUGACUACCCGCUGGCCGAGACCCUCCUGCUGCUGGGCUUCUUCCUGACCGUGUUCCUGGAGCAGCUGGUGCUGACCUUUCGUAAGGAGAAGCCGUCCUUCAUCGACCUGGAGACCUUCAAUGCGGGCUCCGACGUGGGCAGCGACUCCGAGUACGAGAGCCCCUUCAUGGGGGGCGCGCGCGGCCACGCCCACGGCGCCGGCCUGAGCGUGCGCGAGCUGUCGCGCUCCGGGCCGCUGCGCCUGCUCAGCCUGGCCUUCGCCCUGGCCGCCCACUCCAUCUUCGAGGGCCUGGCGCUCGGCCUGCAGGAGGAGGGGGAGAAGGUGGUGAGCCUGUUCGUGGGCGUGGCUGUCCACGAGACGCUGGUGGCAGUGGCCCUGGGCAUCAGCAUGGCCAGGAGUGCCAUGCCCCUGAGGGAUGCAGCCAAGCUGGCGGUCGCCGUGAGCAUCAUGAUCCCCCUGGGCAUCAGCAUCGGCCUGGGCAUCGAGAGCGCUCGGGGUGUUCCCAGCAGCGUGGCCUCAGUGCUGCUGCAAGGCCUGGCAGGUGGCACCUUCCUAUUCGUCACCUUCUUGGAGAUCCUGGCUAGGGAGCUGGAGGACAGGAAUGACCGCCUGCUCAAGGUCCUCUUCCUGGUGCUGGGCUAUGCCGUCCUGGCUGGGAUGGUCUUCCUCAAGUGGUGAGUGCCCUCCUGGUUGCUGCCUUGUGAGCCCUGGAGCCCCAGGCUGGACGUGGGCUGGGACCUGCCGCUUCCUGGAGAGGGAGCGCCGUGAGCCCCGGCCUUCACCCAGGAGGACCCCCGGACCAGGCCGGGCCCAGCCCUGCGCCCCUGCCCGCACCCCAGCCCCAGAGCACUGAUCCUCUUUAAAACACUCUGACGUACUC
Molecule: messenger RNA, 1438 nt
Organism: Marmota flaviventris (yellow-bellied marmot)
Lineage: Eukaryota; Metazoa; Chordata; Mammalia; Rodentia; Sciuridae
Gene: Slc39a3
Product: solute carrier family 39 member 3
Biological process (GO): zinc ion transmembrane transport
Cellular component (GO): plasma membrane
Molecular function (GO): zinc ion transmembrane transporter activity
Source: RefSeq, a predicted model, not a curated record